Hyaloperonospora brassicae is the source of this 1101-nucleotide messenger RNA. NCBI's taxonomy places the organism in Eukaryota, Oomycota, Peronosporomycetes, Peronosporales, Peronosporaceae. The record is from the annotation of a GenBank genome assembly.
AUGCGUCUUCACCCCGCUGUUCUGCUGCUGCUUGGUGCGGCUGUAUCUGCUACAACAGAUGCAGCAGUCCAAACUGGCCAACCCACCAGCCCCAGUUUUGACAAUGGCGGUGGCCCUGCUCUGAGGCGCUUACAAUCGGGUCACGACGACGGCGAGGAGGAGAGACAACCUCCUAUUCAAGUGGACGCGCUGAAGUGGGUCGAGACAUAUGCAGGCGCACUUGCCGCAUUUAAGGCGCACGUACCGAGAGACAUUGAUCACAUCGCUGAUGUUAGCAAAUUGGCAAAGGAUAUGUCUCUGGCGCACCGACAGGCGACGUAUAAUUAUGCUACUAGCGAAGCGGGCGAUGAGCAAGUGCUAAAUCAGUAUUUUGAGGAGCACAAGGACACUGUGGUAUCGACGAUCAAGGCGUUGAUUGGUACGGGGGAAGAGGGCCUACAGCUUAUCGCGAGCGAGAUGCAGCUCGACUUGAUGCGGUGGUGGAAACUGAAAGAACUCCAACCUAACGACGUGUUCGAACUUCUCAAGGUCGAAGACAGCUUCUCGAAGGCCAAGACGGCAAAACAAACCAUGCGAAAUUUCGGCGCUCGCAGCGCUCACGGCUGUCGUGGCCACGUGCUCCGGCGUUCUCGUACGGCAGAAACGCCAGAGAGACGUUUGAUCGUGCGGCUGCCGCGACGGCGAGUGCUGCGACUCUGUGCGUGCGUUUGCGACCGGCCGACGGAGCUGUGGCGCUACGCUGGAUCAAUUGACAUUCCCCUGAGGCGAGGAGUGGGCAUGCAAGAGGCGCUGGCAGCUGGAAAGCGGCUCGAGUUUGUGCCGAUUGAUGUGGUAUUUCGCUCCCAGUUCGUGAACCGUGCACGCACGAUCAUGUCGCUCGCGUUGAGUAUGCAUUCAAGCAAGAAGACUCCUGUUGUGGAACAUUGCUCGCCGCUGGAGAAACCGUCGUCUGAAGGGGUGAGUGACAAGAGUCCCUACGACUUUGUACGUGGCAUGCACAUGUCGCCGGCGCUCAAGGAGAGCAAUUUCGGCGACUUGCAGGAAGUGCCAAGCACAAAGCACAUCGUCAUGUUUGAGCGAGAGCACGUGCAAAAGAUUUGA